This is a messenger RNA of Oreochromis niloticus (Nile tilapia), 6030 nucleotides long. RefSeq names its product high-affinity choline transporter 1. Bases 265 to 2037 code for a protein of 590 amino acids. NCBI's taxonomy places the organism in Eukaryota, Metazoa, Chordata, Actinopteri, Cichliformes, Cichlidae. The record is from RefSeq and is a predicted model, not a curated record. The transcript has 9 exons. Gene Ontology annotation, biological process: choline transport; neuromuscular synaptic transmission; transmembrane transport. Gene Ontology annotation, cellular component: plasma membrane; dendrite; axon. Gene Ontology annotation, molecular function: choline:sodium symporter activity.
CGUCUCCCUCUCUGGUGCCGACGAGCAUUUGUGAUUUAAAAAACAACAUAGUUGAAUGGUGUUUGGUCGUCCAGGAGGAUUACAGACUGGCACCGCAAUAUAUCACAAAGAUAAUUUGUCCCUUACACUUUUUUGAAUCUACUUUUGGAGUCCCUGCUCUUGUGAUCUAUUUAGACCCGUUUUUCCAAAGCAAAGUUUUCUCCAUGAGUAUCCAGUCCGCGCGCAGCAGCACUUGAUCUCGGCGGGGAAGCGGAGAAAAGGAAGAUGACCAUUCACGUCGAGGGUCUCGUGGCUAUCGUGCUCUUCUAUGUCCUGAUUCUGUUUGUGGGGAUCUGGGCUGCGUGGAAGAAUAAGAACUCUGGAGUUGGCGAAGGCAUAGAUCGGAGCGAGAGUAUCAUGGUUGGGGGAAGGGACAUCGGCUUGUUCGUUGGUGGAUUUACGAUGACCGCCACUUGGGUGGGAGGGGGCUACAUUAAUGGAACAGCAGAAUAUGUCUACCUCCCAGGUUUCGGCCUGGCCUGGGCACAGGCACCCUUUGGUUAUGCUCUCAGCCUUGUAGUAGGGGGCCUUUUCUUUGCCAAACCCAUGCGAUCACGUGGAUAUGUGACCAUGCUGGAUCCCUUCCAGCAGCUAUAUGGAAAAAGGAUGGGUGGUCUGCUGUUCAUCCCUGCACUCAUGGGAGAAAUCUUCUGGUCUGCAGCUAUUUUGUCCGCUUUGGGUGCGACUCUCAGUGUGAUAGUGGAUAUAAAUAUCAACAUGUCUGUGGUGAUCUCAGCACUGAUAGCCAUCUUCUACACACUUGUUGGAGGACUUUACUCUGUUGCAUACACAGAUGUGGUCCAGCUCUUCUGUAUCUUUCUGGGUUUGUGGAUCAGUGUGCCUUUUGCUCUGUCCAAUCCUGCCGUGUCAGACAUCGGUGUUACAGCCAAGAAAACAAUCUAUCAAUCUCCUUGGCUCGGGAAGAUUGAGCCCGAAGACAAUUGGCUCUGGGCGGACAACUUCUUUUUGCUUAUGUUGGGGGGGAUUCCCUGGCAGGUCUAUUUUCAACGGGUUCUUUCUGCUUCUUCAGCUACCUACGCCCAGGUCCUUUCAUUCCUUGCUGCCUUCGGUUGCUUGGUCAUGGCUGUCCCCUCUGUCCUCAUAGGAGCUAUAGGGGCUUCCACUGACUGGAACCAAACUACAUAUGGUUCCCUCCCUCCAAAGGAUAAGGAUGAGUCAGACAUGAUCCUUCCUAUAGUGCUUCAGCACCUCUGCCCACCAUACAUCUCCUUCUUUGGUCUGGGGGCUGUGUCAGCUGCAGUCAUGUCAUCAGCAGACUCAUCCAUACUCUCAGCCAGCUCCAUGUUUGCCAGGAACAUUUAUCAGCUCGCGUUUCGGCAGUCGGCCUCAGAUCGGGAGAUUGUUUGGGUGAUGCGCCUCACCAUCUUUGUGUUCGGAGCUCUGGCCACUGCCAUGGCAUUGUUAACAGGAUCAGUAUACGGCCUGUGGUACCUGAGCUCUGAUCUGGUCUAUGUCAUCAUAUUCCCCCAACUUCUCAGUGUGCUGUUCGUUAAGGGCACCAACACCUAUGGUUCUGUGGCUGGUUAUAUCUUUGGUCUUCUGCUGCGCAUUGGUGGGGGGGAGCCCUACCUCAAACUACCUCCAUUCAUCUAUUACCCUGGCUGGGUGACCCAGGAGAAGGUCCAUCACCUCACUGGAGAUGUAGAGCACUUUGUCCAGCAGAGGUUCCCCUUCAAGUCUGUGUCCAUGGUGGCAUCCUUCUUGGCCAAUGUGUUUUUUUCUUACCUGACAAAGUAUCUAUUUGAAAGUGGUAUGCUGUCACAUAAGUACGACUUCCUGGAUGCUGUUGUUUCCAAGCACAGCAAGGAGAUAAUGGACAAGGCUACACUGGUAAGCAACCAUGAUAACAUAAUUCUUUCAGAGAUGGCUCCUGUCAGGCAGGUCUUGGGUGCCUCACUUGCUGGGACCUUUACCAACACGGAGGUCCUCAGUGAUGAUGGGGCAUCUAGUCCAGAGGCUUUUCACAAUGAAGAUUAGACAUUUAAGGCACAAAGUAAACUAGAACCAAGGAAUGUAAAGAAGAAGGAACAGUCAAAAGAGGCAUCAAUAUUCUUCAGGAAAAUUACUACUGCCACACUGGGAGCCAAAUCAACAGAGCAUCUGCUGUGGCUUUCAAGUGACUCCAAGUUUCUGACGGCAAUAUGGUGCCUCCUUCUUUUUUGAGAUUCCUUGCCUAGAAACAGCAAACAGACUCAAUCACCUGUGCGAAUCAUGCCACACUCAUUCUUGUGUUUUCUUAUCAUGACUCUGUGAAACUUUAACCGUUUUCAUUUAAGUGCUGCUAUAGUGAUCGGAGGAACUUUGGAUGGAUGUACAGUGGGCCUUUAUGAGCAAGUCUACAAGGAUUUGUUGUGGAUCAUGAAAAUAGUGCAAUAUCUAACCAAGAAACUGUGUCCACAUCUACAAGUCAUUAUACAAAGCAUAAUAUACGUAAGUUCGUUUACAUGCACCUGACAACUAAGCUUUUAUCAUACUUUGAGUUUCAUGUAGAACAACUUUAUUGAUAGAGCAAUAAUAUUUUUAGGAUCCACAUUGUACAGCUAGAUAGAUUUUACUGAAUUUGAUUUUUACCAUGUCUUGUUUAAACCUGAAGACCAGUAGAUGUUUGCAAGUUUUAUGUUCUGUUUUCAGCUCGAUUUAAUCUUCUUGCUGAAGUCCAUAAUUAUAUGACCAAACCGUGACUUUACCAAAUAGAAGAUACUGGCUAAAUCAGCAAAAUCCCAAACAACGUUCCAUAAAAACAUUUUUUUCAUUCACUGCCAACAGUUAGCAAGCUAACUACCAUCUUUGUUGUAUUGACAAGAUUUCACUAAACAAAAGAGAUCAAUGAGUAAGAGCAUAAGAAGAAUUCAUUUGGGGGGGGGCAAAAUACAGGGCAAAAUUAUCGUUCAUUUGAAUGCAAUGGGUGGUGUUGUGGUUAACAUGCUCGCCUUACACCCGAAAGAUCGCCAGUUCAUAACUGAGAGGAGACACAAAGCCAGCCUCAGGAGGUCACAAGCUAGUGUACUCCCACUAUUUUGACCCAAGUCCCUACCUGGAUAAAUGGCAGGGUUGUGUCAGGAAGGGCGUCCACUGUAAAAAUCUGUGCCAAAUAAAAUAUGUGGAUACAUCCUCUGUGGUGGAACUAAGGGAGCCACCGAGAGUACCUAUCCAUCAGAUUAAUGAAACUUCUGCUCAGCUCUGUUUUAAUCUUUGCUAUUCUUGUCAGUACUGACGAGUCCCUAAAGUUACAACUUUAGGGACUUUAUUGUAACUUUAACCCAAUCUCUUUAAUGUGAGCUGACGAGACGGUGAUAGUGAAAUCAGAAAACCAAAACAGUGAGGAAAACGACAACAAUAGUCUGGAGCACAAAAGAGUGGUUCUGAGCUCGGUGAUGUAGUCAUUUGAUCCAGUAUUUAUUCUAAAAUAAAGUUUGAUGGUCAGAGGGAGACAUAAAUAAUGAUCAUAAGCUUCCUGCUACUGACACUAAAGUUCUGCACUGAACCUAAAUUGUGUACUGCUGAAUCAUCAUGAAUCAGAGUAAUUAGACAGGAGCUCUGACUUUUAUUACACUCCACCCCGUGACCUUUCUUUCCCCUUGUACUUUCCAGGCAGCCAUUGUCUUCCCUUCAUUUCAGUGCAUUAUGAAAAUCAAUUUGCUAUCGUUGUUUUUGUCGAACAUACAAUGGGAAUACAUCUUUAAACUACCAUUCAUUUACAACUGCAAUGCUACGUAAUGGUAACACUGACACCAGUAAAAGCACAUGAUGUUCAUUUUGCAAACAGAUUUUAUAAAUGACUGGAACCUAAUAGCAGCCUGGAAAUAAAUCUCAAUACAAGACGCGACAGUGAACUUUGAAAGUAAUCAAGAACACUUCAGUGAUUUUUAUUUUUAACAUGAACUCACAGAAGCCAUUUUGAAAUAUAUAUAUAUGUGUGUGUGUGUGCACCUAUGAUGGUUUGUUUUCUCAUCCUAAAGCUGUAUUGACUGGCCAGCCACAGCAGGUUACUGGGGACAGGAAAUGAUUGUUCCUCCCAGGACGGUGUUAGUAGCACCAGUCAUCAUCGAUCCGGCCCCAAGUCGAUCAGCCCUCAGGACAUUUGAUUAAUGCUGCACAGAGGUUCAAAAAUGAUGGUUUGUAAGGAGUGUGUUACAGUGCGAUGUUAGCGGUGAUGAAAGUUGAAGUGUUACUUGAUUGAGCACCCUCAUACAUUGUUCAGUACAAGUCCUUACAUUGUCACGGGCCUGGCAGUUUUAAACAACCGGACACACUGCUGCUCUGUGUGGAAAAAAGAACAAAAGAAACAAAAAAAUCUGUCAAGCUUUUUGGCAUUGUUAUGUGUUACUGUUGUCCAGUUGACUUCACUGUGUUUAUCUCCUCUUAGCAUCGUUGUGGUUCGUUGGUGUCUUUUUGAAUCUUAUGGACUUGCCUUAAUUCAAACGUCAGUGGUAAAAAAUGAGUGGUUUAGGAACAUGUUGAAAAGGUGACAUGUAUGAAAUAUUUUUCCAUUGAAGGAUAAGGCUGAUAAUAUUCUAGAUGUUCUUGUCAAAGUUCAGCAAACCAUACCUGGUUUAGAUUUUUCCCUCAAGAUCACCUUCUCAGAUAGCUUCUUGUGCUGCUGCUAUUUCUGCAUUGCUUUCUGAUAGUCCUGCUAUGACCACUUGCUCUGUGAGAUUUUAUCACAGACCUUAAAAUUGUGCACAAACCUCAACAUCUGCUUCAAACUGAUCGAGGUUUGUAGGUUCAAACCAUGAAGGAGCAACAUCAGCUCAUGAGUAGAACCGGAAGGGUAAGACUACCAUUGUGAAGUCCUACUGCUCUAUCUGAAAAAACAUGACCUCAAACGAUGUGAGCACUUGCCCAAAAUAUAAAUGGAGUUGAAGCUUUAUUGUGUUGACACACUGGAGGAGAUCAGGCAUGCCUGGCAGAGGUAUAAGUGAAUGUGACUGAAUAGCAGAUGUGCUGGAAGCUGUCUGGACUUGCACCAGUAGGCGAUCUUGAACAGGCGAUAGGUCCUGUUUCAAUCUGGAAAGUUUAAGGAUUUUAAUUGGCUGUUUCCCAAAUUUUUUCAACCUUUUACAUUAUCUCUAUUGAUCCCAGAAGUAUGGUGUUUUGUUUUGGGGUUUUUUUGAAAAGGUGAAGCAGUUUCUAAACACAGUUGGGCACUGUGGGAAAAAAAAUGCUACUUACUUUAAAUGUGUAUUUCUUGGGGACUGUUUUCACCCGCUGAUGAGAAAAAUUUGCUGAUUUACUGAAUAGCAACUUCUUUAUGUUUUUUUUCACCUCUAUGCUACAGAGGUAUACACUGAGUAGGAAAGCUAAGGUUUUGGCUUCAGUGGCAAAACUUGUUACAAUCAUAUUAUUGAUGAUUUUUGUCUUUUUAGGCGAUUAGGUCACAAUGUAAAAGAUCUAGAAUAACACCAGCCUUCAUCCUUUAAGAUGGCAGAAUGGCCUUGAAGUUAGUCUAUAGAGAGCAAAGGGGACUUGAGCCCCCAUGUGCAGCCAUAUCAGCUGAGGUACAGUAGGACCUACUAGAUCCUGAUCUGACCUGAACCAGUUUUGGGAUCGAUGAUAAAUCAGCUUCAGCUUCAAACAGGGCGGUCUGGUCUGAUGCUAUGCAAAGUGUCAGGCAAUCUCAUUGGACUUAAAUGUGAAUGUAAAUGUUCUCCUCAACAAAUGAGUGUGCUGUUUCCUGGGUUCAUCCACAAACCCGAGCGCACACGCAGAAAAGAAUCAACGUCAGCUGGUGGACUGACACGUUUUUGGCUCUAUGUCGUAAAUAACAAUGACGCUGUAUUUUUGUGUGAUAAAUGUAUAUACUAAAAAAAAAGAAAAAAGCAUAGGAACAAAUUAGUUUACCUUUAAAUGCAGCACUGAAAAUGAUGUUUGUUGACAGUGAAAUUACAGCUAUUUAUUUAUUUAUUCAUGCAGUGUCUAUAAGAGUAUAGUUGUAAUCGUGAGGUCACUUGAAUAAAUUAUAUUCAUUUA